UCGGCAGUGUCAGACAACAUGAAGUUUAUUAUUUUCGCCGUCGUUGUGGCCGUGGCCAGCGCCGCCCCCCAGUACGCCGCCCCUCAGGCACCUACCCGCUAUGCAGAGUCAAGUGAAGAGGUGGCCAUUCUGAGGCACGAUUUUGUACCUGGGGACGCCGGCGCCUACAAGCUUGAUGUGGAGACUGCCAACGGCAUCGUUGUAUCCCAAGCUGGCGCUCCCAGUGGCCCAGAGGGUGCUGUGGUCAAGAGCGGACAAUAUUCCUACACUGCUCCUGACGGCACUCCCGUCCUUGUGAAGUUCGUCGCCGACGAGAACGGCUACCAGCCUCAGUCUGACCUGCUGCCAGUGGCUCCUGAGUUCCCCCACCCAAUUCCCCAGUUCGUGCUGGACCAGAUCGCCUUCGCUGCUGCAGAAGACGCUGCCGCCGCCCGCGGCAAGUCCUCUGGUCCCUCCGCCAGCUACGGCCCUCCUCAGUAAACAACUGCAAGCAUUGAUGCAUCGUCUUGCAUCAUUUAUCUUAUAUCUGCUGCAAUCCAGUGAUUUCAUCAUUAUUUAUUAUGUUUGUUUUAUAUAUACAUAAACAUAUCACAAUAAAAAUAUCAAAUAAUA
Molecule: messenger RNA, 612 nt
Organism: Procambarus clarkii (red swamp crayfish)
Lineage: Eukaryota; Metazoa; Arthropoda; Malacostraca; Decapoda; Cambaridae
Product: cuticle protein CP14.6-like
Cellular component (GO): chitin-based extracellular matrix
Molecular function (GO): structural constituent of chitin-based larval cuticle
Source: RefSeq, a predicted model, not a curated record